GCUUGGGGAAUGGGGUGGGGGUAUGAUAACUGAAUUCUUGACAUGGAUGUCAAUCACUGGUAGUGACACUGCCAUGUUUUUAAAGGUGCUCUUUUGGAGUUUGCCCAUAGUUCCCCAGUGGGCUAGUGGCACCAACUCAAUAUGGGGGAUUCUAUUCAUCCCAAGCAGGUAGACACCAGGAAGUUGCUUCUUCUAACAUACCAAGAACUCCCAUCACUGGAUUCUCAUUCAUCUGUCUACAAUGAAAGUGAUACUUCUGCAACAACUCGGACAGACCACAAAAGAAAACUUUGUGUAAAUGCUGAGCGCUCCGUACGGUAUUAUUAUAACAAGUCAGCGAUGUAGCUGAGCGUUGAAUCGGUGAAGUUACCGCAGUGGUUGCUCCGGCAGAGUCGCUGACCCCUGUAGCAGCACAGACAGACCCUGAGCGAACUCGCAGCCACAGGGCGGCACCAGGGGGCGUGCCCGAGCCUGGCUCCGGGUCUCCUCUCUCCCCCAGCAGCAGAGCUCCAGCGAGAAGCGCUUGGGAAAGAACCGUGCUGCCCUUGCCCCUCUGCGCACCUCUCUGGGAACCCAGUGCGCACCGAGCAGCCCCCGCUGGCGCUAAUGGAUACAUACAGGAGCCCCCUGCCCGUCGCCCUGUUGGUCUUCUUCUUUCUGUGGGAAAUUCCUUGUAUCCAGCAGGCAUCCAUCCCUUCAGCUCUGCAGCCCAGGGCACUAAGGAGGCAGCGCAGGGAGGGCAAAGUCUCCAACCCUGACAGCCGCUUGCUGCCCCGACCUGUGCCCACGGUGGUGCCACAUGAGUACAUGCUAUCGAUUUACAAGACUUUCUCUGCUGCAGAGAAACUGGGGAUUAAUGCCAGCUUCUUCCAGUCCUCCAAGUCUGCCAACACCAUCAGCAGCUUUGUGGAUAGGCGGAGAGACGAUCUCUCUCCCCCUUCUGUAAAGAGAAAAAAAUACCUGUUUGAUGUCUCCACUCUGUCAGACAAAGAGGAGCUGGUGGGGGCCGAACUGAGGGUAUUUCGUAAAACCCCCAUGGAGUCAGCCAAAGCGCCUUUGGACCUGUAUAACCUGCAGGUAACAUCAUGCACCUCCCACGCACAGCUGGACUCCCGAACCCUGGACCUGAGGGACACCCCCUCACCGGGCUGGCAAGUAUUUGAUGUCUGGAAAAGCCUACAGGACAUCAGCCAAGGCAAGAAACAGAUCUGUCUGGAGCUAAGAGCCAUCUCUUCCACGACUGGCUUGGAGGUCAGCCUGAGAAGCUUGGGUUUGGCUAGAAAGCCCAGAUCCUCUCAGGAGAAGGCGCUCUUGGUGGUCUUUACUAAGUCCUCCAGGAAGAACCUCUACAACGAACUGAAGGAACAGGUUCAUUCCUCAAAGGGCAUGGAGAAGGAGACAAGGCUGCAUUUUAAAACCAGGAGGAGGAGAAGGACAGCUUUCAACAGCAGGCACGGGAAAAGACAUGGAAGGAAAUCAAGGCUGAGAUGCAGCAAAAAGCCCCUCCAUGUCAACUUCAAGGAGCUCGGGUGGGAUGACUGGAUUAUUGCGCCCCUGGAAUAUGAAGCUUAUCACUGCGAAGGGGUCUGCGAUUUCCCCCUGAGAUCUCACCUAGAGCCCACCAACCAUGCCAUUAUCCAAACAUUAAUGAACUCAAUGGACCCGGGUUCUACUCCUCCCAGCUGUUGUGUGCCCACAAAAUUGACUCCUAUCAGUAUUCUUUAUAUUGAUGCCGGUAAUAAUGUGGUCUACAAACAGUAUGAAGACAUGGUUGUGGAGUCCUGUGGAUGUAGGUAGCAGUUGGUGUGGUUGGUCUUCUACCUGCUAGCAUGGAGAUACCAGAGCAAUAAAUAAACUCAAAGAUAAGAGCGGGCUGGCCCCAGGUUCAAGAUCCCCAGAGGGGUUCAAUUCUGCCUAUCUGGUGUGCACCUACACCCCUCCACAGUGGAUUGGGCACUAUUAUAUCAAAGGUUAUAUCGUGUGGACUGUGCUGUUCACAGACACUUUGUAGCAACCAGCAAUAAAUCCAGCUGCCACCUUAUGGCAGGUCAAUGUUCUGUGCAGAUCCACUAAAAUGAAGGUGAUGAAUGAAUGACCAUUCAGUGGGAAUAUAAUGACUAAUCUACUUUAGUCUGAAUAAGGAUCUGCUUUGCAGGAGGCUCAGUUUCCAGGACUCACCUCUAGGAGAGAGGAGGGAAGGGAGUCUGAUGGUGGCACUUUGAAACCCACCUCUUUCUCUUUAUUUUAUUUUUGUUCCCACUCUGAUGGAACCAGCCCCAUCCAGACAGAGUGCUGGGAGUCAGGUGUGGGGAGAAAGGGAUUAUGUUUCUGCUUUCUCUGUUGAUUUUUGGAGUGUACACAAGAUGCAUUGACAGGCACCUGUUCAAACUGAGUCCAUUUAAGAUUACAGGGAAGCAAUAUAGUGUGUGCCUUUCAUGGGCUGGCAUGCGGAGAGUAAUGGAAGCACAUAAGCCCCAAUAAAGUUUUUUUUCACCCAAUUUCCUUUACAAACACAUGAGGAAUUACAUUGCAGUAAAGGUUAAGACAAUGUAGUAUGCACAAUGAAGCAGCUAAAGAGAGACCUAGAGAUGGUGAGAAGAUAGGUAAUGCUGGGUGAGAGAUUGUCAUAAAAUAUGUGAAUGGUGUUGGUGGGUGAGUGCUGCUCCUUAUAGCAUAUCAUCUGCCUAGAUAAAUGAACCUAUCAGUUAGACAGACACAGAAACAACACACACACUGUCUGUUUGUUAGGGAGAGACCUGCAUGUUUGAGUUUAGUAUAGAAAGAGAGAGCCCUAUCUAUCAUGGAGUGGGACAGCAAGGAAGAUACACAUCUAGAGAGAAAGAGAAAAAGAGAGAGAAUGUUAGUUGCAGAGAAGGUAUAGCUACUCCUCUGUUACUGACAGAUUCCUAAUCUAUUAAACAGGCUAACAGAGACCCAUCUAUCAGUCUUUUAGAGUGAGACCUAUCAAUCUGAAAGGGUGAGACAGAUCUACACAGAGAGGGAAGAGGGAUCUGCCACAAACAGUAUCUCCAAUAAUUACACAGAGAGAGAGGCUGAGCCUGAGAUCAAUCUGUCUAUCACUGUUAGAUAUGAGAUAUAUACAUCUAUUAUCCAAACCUACUUCUGUCUAUUGGAGAGAUAAAGCACUAUUACCCAGUGACACAAAGGGUAAGAAACAGAGAAGGAGCAGAGAAUUUGGCAGUCUGUUACAGCAGGUUGCCCUUAUUUGAUGGAACAUAUUGUGCUAUUGCAAGAUAAGUCAGAUUAUGCCAUGUUUAUGUUAGGAUACAAGGAGGUAGUUGUGCUGUAUUUUAUAAAGCAGAUACCUUUGCAUUUUUUAAGGAGGACUGAAGUUCAACAAAUAAUUAGAUGGCAACUUAUGUUUUGGGGAGCUGAACCAGCCCAGCACUUUUAAGCAGAUAAUAUCUGUGCCCCCGAAGAUCACCCCAGUAGCUCCCCUUCUUCUUUUCUGCACAGCGCAUGCUCUGGGCUGCUGUCACUUGCAUAGGAAAUGUCUCCCAAUAUACAAGAUAUUUACAAUAUAUACCAAUAUAACACUUGUAGUAUGAGGAUGGUGAGUAAUAAUUUCACAUUCAUAUUACAUAACAGCAUAAAAAGUAAUCUUUACUACUCAAAAAGCAAUGAAACCAACAUAUUAUUCAUUAGAAUUUAUAUAUAACCAGCCCUGUAAUAUCAGCUGCCUGUGAGACAUUGCAUCUUUUUCAGCAUAUAUCUGAUAAUUUCUCAUGACCUCUAAGACUGACCACUGAACAGCAGCCCAGAGCACAAUGAGCACAGUUUUGGUAAUGCUGAUAACAUAGCCCAACGAGAUCCAAGAUGGGGAGCUGCUGAGAACAACUUCAAAUGCAUGGAUUAUUUAAGUUAUAGGGCUGCUGGACUGGUAAUUUCCCCAUAUAAAAUAAAAUUUUUCUAGCUAUUUAUUCUUAGGGUACAGUUUUCCUUUAAGUUCCUAAAAAGGCCACCUGGGCCCAGAAGGAGAACAUUCUCAUAGCAUAGCAUGGGAAUGGUUAUUACCCCUUUGUUGUGCAGUACACAAUCAUGAACGUUUCCCUCAGUGACUGAUAUCACAUGGGCUGAACAAUUGUUACCGAGCAUUAGUGAUCCUUUCGGAACAAAUCACAGCAUUACCAAGUAUUGCAAAAUGUGCUACUUGUUCUCCUUUUUUAAUCUUUAGCAUUCCUACAAGAUUAUUAGUUCUAAAGAGCCCCGGGCCAAAGAUAAAAGAUGAUUUGUUCGAGAUGAUAAUUACCAGUUAGAGGACUUUUAAGACUGAAGUUGAAAGUCUUCUGACAUAGCAAAGAGCCUAAAUUAAAAGCAAUACACACCUCUUCAGUAUUGCUGUCUGAGCUUCUUCUUGUUGCUUCUAGCACCAUAGCUGGCAUGGGAUUUGUCUGCAAUAUUAAAGGAAAACAAAGCUAAAGUUAUUGUGCUAAAAAUGGACUUUGUUAUCUUCAUAAGUGCAGCAUUUGUCCUAAUGGUUACAGAAGUUAAAGAGAUACUGACACCAGAAAUUAAACCUUUUUUUGCAUCUAUCAUA
Messenger RNA from Xenopus tropicalis (tropical clawed frog), 4558 nucleotides. The record is from RefSeq and is a predicted model, not a curated record. NCBI's taxonomy places the organism in Eukaryota, Metazoa, Chordata, Amphibia, Anura, Pipidae.